AGCUCGAAAUCAAACCAAGAACAGCUCUCAUUCCUGGGCAAUGAAACCUACUAUGCAAAACAUCUGGAUAGAGUGGUGUAGUUCAUUGUAACUCGUAAGCGCCUAUAUCGUCAGUCGCAUACUUGAAGAGUCACGAUACUAACGUUCUUUGGAUAUGGAGAGUUCCGACAAGGGCGAAAAGACGUCGCCCAUUCAGUCUGAUCAGGAGCCGAUGCCAGAGAAUGUCCAAAUCAGAAGAAUGAGACCAAGAGGGACAUUGUUCGGAAAUUCCGCGUCAAGGCUAUCAGGUAUCGAUGUCGCCAGAGCGGGCAGUGGAGAAAGAGAGGGGAGCGGAAAGCUCUCAACUGCAACAGCCAUGAGAAGCAACGACGCUUCCACAGCUAUUGCUGACACGGGCACAGAGUACACAUCGGACAGGGCAACUUCGGCAGCUACAGGGACUGCUACAACUACUAUGGAAAGUGGUGUGACAACUGGAUCGUCGCGCGGAAGCGAGGGAACAUCGUAUUCUGUCACGGAAGAUGGCACAGGCAUUACGACACACACUUCUGGUUCGAUGAAAACCCGUGGAGGUCAAUCAGCAACGCUGACUACAUCUGGAUCUGCAACAACGGAUGUGGCUGCUUCCAAAAGAAAAGCCAGAAUUUCCUCAUCAAAAAUCGCGGAAGGCUUUCACGAAUCCUCAUCUUCUUCAAAGAAAAAGUACAAGCCACACGGAAAGAAAAAAUCGAAAAAGUCGUCGAAAUCGUCGAAAAAGGAAAGGUCCUCGCGCACCCUUUUCCGGAAGAAAAAACCAGCUCGUGGGAAAAAGAAGAGCCGAAAGGAAAGCCCUGAGAUUCCAAGAAUUGAGCGUGAGAUAACAGCAGAUAGUGAGAAACCAACACUUCAAGCUGAAGGCAUUCCAAGCGAACGUGCGGCUGCAGCCGGACUAGUCAAUGGACCUGUGGCAGUGGGCAAUUACGAUAACAUCGGUCUUCAAGCCAAGGAAGAUGCUGGAGUUGUUGUGGGACAAAGUGAACAUACGGCAGCUCAGCUAAGGCUAGAUUCACAAAAAGAUGGUCAUGGAGCAUUGGCUGGCUUUUCUACUGCUCUUUCGCACUCGCCACGACCCGACACGCGUGCUCGUCGUCGUUCUGCCUCACGAUCCAUUUCCCGAUUACAAAUUCCUCAGUUGUGCAAUCUCGUCACUCCCCUUUUUAUUCGUUCAUUCCAAAGUGUACGCGUUGAUCCAGACACGGAUGAAAUUCUUAUCACAACGAACGUGGUCUUACAUUCAAGUGGACUGACCGUAGAAGAAAGAAAGGCCGAGCUAGACACGUUGAUCCAAGUUCGUCCAGCUGUCGUCAACAUAAAGACGAUGGAUGACGAUGGUUUUGAAGAGGAGAGAACAACUCAGAAUGUCCUCAUAGGGAAAAGCAUGAUAGUUGUUGAAAGGAAGUCCAUUCUUUUGAGGAGUGAGCAAGACAGUGGUCUUCGCACUAAUGAUGUACGCAAGUAUGACAAAAUCUGCGAAGCUGAAAUGGGUCCCUCGUCUGCGUCAUCUUCACCUUCGAAAAAAGCUAGAGGCAUUCUCAAUAUUCUCGCAGAGAAUGGGACCUCUAUGGAAGGGGACAUCUAUCACAAGACCGAACGAAUAGUGUUCAAUAUCGGAGGUGUUGCAUUUGCAAUCAAUGAGAGCAAGGCCUUACCAGCCCGUUGCAGUCAAACGUCUUCCCAGAAAAACAACGUUCGUUUUGAUGAACGCAUUUUCGCCGACCAGAACAGCAUCACCAUUGAUCGUGAUACCGUGAUUGACGCUCAGAAUGGUGCAUUAUGGGAACUUCCUCAAACAUUCCUCGUGGAGGAGAGACGAAGUUAUGAUUACCAAUCCACUAAUUCCGAUGGAUCACUUUAUUGGACGAAUGCAGUUGCUCCGCUCAGAGAAGAUGAUACACAAAAGAGUGACAUUGCAGGAACUAAACCUGUGGAAUCGACUUAUAUCGCUCCCGAGAUGUAUCCGUUAACCCCUGCUUCACCGAAGCAAUCCUUCUACGUCAAACUGGAAGAGCCUCCUACGGAAGUAACAGAAAAAGAAGAAGUGAAGCAAGUAGAGAAACAGGAGGCUGUAACGCUGGUUACUGAGGACCAAGUAGUUCCUACAGCACAGGAACCGAGCAUAAAAGAACACGAUGAAGAAAUGAGGCACAGAAUCAGUAGGCAGGAGGAAGUUGAAACCAGGGGCGCACAGCACGAUCGGGUUGGUGGCGGCGUCAAGGAAACAAGAAUAGUGGAAACUCAUGUGAUUGAGAAGAUAAUAAGAGAGGGAGGUGAAUCAGAUCAGUCGCUAGCUGAGAUGAAGACUGCAAAAGAAGAAGAGAGAUUGCAACGCAUUCGCGAAGAGAUGAAAACAGCAAAAGAAGCAAGACAGCGAAUAAUUGGAGAGGAGAUGAAAACUGCGAAGGCAAUGAGGCAUAAAGAAGCUAUACAAGAUUGGUUUGUAGUGGAUCUGGCACCAGUACAGCUACAGUUCUGGAGUGAGGAGGUGAAGACCGAACACCCACACAUGACUCAGGAGGUUUUGCUAACACAAGAUGAAAUCGCUACUGCAAAAGAAGGACGUUCCGAAGUUAUCAAGGAAACGAAGAUUGUGGAGACUCGUGUAGUUGAGAAGAUAAUAAAGGAAGAUGGUACCGAGCGAAAGCCAGCAGUUAAAAAGCAGUUUACUCGCGAAGAAUUCAAAACCGCGAAAGAAACAGAGAAGCAGCGUUUUGUUGGAGAAGAGAUGUCUACGGCGAAGCAACUGCGACAACAGGAAGCUGUACAAGACUGGCUGGUAACAGACGUGGCUCCAGUGCAAUUACAGUGCUGGAGUGAAGAGGUCAAAUCAGAAAAGCCGUACUUAGCUCAAGAGGUAUUGAUAACACAGGAUGAGAUUUCUACAGCAAAAGAAGGGCGGUCCGAAGUUAUCAAGCAAACGACGAUCGUAGAAACUCAUGUGACAGAAAGAACCGUCAAGGAAGGUGGAGGUGAAGGAAAAUCAUCAACUGAGAAACAAGUCAUACGGGAAGAAGUAAAGACAUCAAAGGAAACGGAAAGGCAGCGUGUUAUUGCGGAAGAGAUGUCGACGGCAAAGCAACUGCGACAGCAAGAAGCUAUACAAGACUGGCUGGUGACAGACGUGGCACCUGUGCAGCUACAGUGCUGGAGUGAAGAGGUGAAAACAGAGCACCCCUACUUGACUCAAGAAAUAUUGCUGACGCAAGAUGAGCUAUCUACUGCAAAAGAACAUUCUUAUUCCGAAGUCGUCAAGAAAACUAGAACGGUCGAAACCCAUGUCAGUGAAAAAGUUAUCAAGGAAGGGGACAUAACAACGGGAAAAGAAAAGAGAAGAACUACCGAAGUGAUUGAACGAACAGUAGAAGAAGAAAAAAUUGUGAAUCAACUUAGCGACCAUCAAGAGCUGAUCCGCGAAGAGAUACUAUCACCAGCUGCACAAGAGAUUGUUACUUUAUCAGGACCUCAGAAACCUGAGCUAAUGCCUCUUGACGACGAACAAGUUAGCAACGAGUAUAUCACGUUGUCGGCGCAAAGAGAGGAGGCUUAUCAUCUGGAACCACAGCAAAUGAACUUGAUACCUGCUGAAGACGAGGAGUUGCAUGAAUCAUUCGAUGAGUUGCCCGUAGCUGCGUCAGAUCAGGUUCCACAAAUUCAACCUCAAAAGGUGGAGCUUAUUCCGAUUGAAGAUGAGCAGUUAGUAGAGACUAUGCAAAAAAUCGUACAACCCACAAGUGAAAUUGUAACCGUAAAAGAGGCGCGUACAAUUGAGUUGAUACCCUUUGAAAGCGAGGAAUUACAUGAAUCUAUCAGUGAAGUGGUUAUUGCCAGGAGUCAGGAGCAGCGCAUGAAAUUACCGCAGCAAGCAGAAAUGAUACCCGUUGAGGAUAACCUGAUCAAAGAAGCCACUGGUGAGUUUUCGCCCGCGGAAAUCGAGCAGGUUCCUAAGCAAAAACCGCAGGAGAUAGAUUUGAUCCCUAUCGAAAGCGUGGAAGUUUCGGAGCCGUUCACUCAGCUUCCUGCGGCAGAUUUGGAGCAGAUAACUCCGAAUGUUCCAUGCCAAGCAGAUCUAAUACCGAUUGAGAGUGUCGAAGUAUCGGAGUCCGUCACUGAGCUACCGUUAGCAGCAAUAGAAGAAAUACCUCGAAACCUGCCACAAGCUGUAGACUUGCUACCAAUUGAGAGCGCUGAGGUUAUCGAGUCGAUCGUUGAAAUACCUCCAGCAGAAUCCGAACAAGUGCCUAAGAAUAUUCCUCAUGAGGUGCCAACACAAGCGGCACAGGAAGUGGAAAUGAUACCAGCCGAAAGCGAAGAGGUUCGGGUAGUAGUCAAUGAACUGCCUCCUGCAGAGUCCAUCCAAGUAACUCCAGUUGAAGCUCAAAACAUUGACCUAAUACAGGUUUAUAGCCAAGAACUACGCGAAGCCAUCGAUGAGCAAGCUCCAGCUGCUUCAGUAGAGAUACCUCCUGUGAAUCCUCAAGUUGUAGAGCUUAUACCGGCUGAAAGCUUGGAAAUUCGCGAGACCGUUAAUGAACUGGCUCCGGCAGAAAUUGUAGAAUUACGACCAAUAGAAGCUCAAAAUGUGACUAUGAUUCCUAUUGAGUUCGAACAACUAGUGGACUCUAUCAACGAGUUGCCUCCAGCAGUAAGCGAGCAUGUUUCUGCGAACGAACCGCAGCAAAUUGAUCUAAUACCUAUCGAAGUUGAAGUGAUGCAUGACAUUUUGCGAGAAUACAUAGAACCAGCUUUAGAGGUGGAGAAGCCUGAAAGGUUGUACACCGAGCCAAUACCCAUUGAGGAAGAGCAGGUUCGCAGUGAAUACAGCGAAUAUGCGCCAAUUGCAUCGGAAGAGCUGCCUCAAAGAUACUUGGAAACAGCGAAACCGAUACCCAUUGAGGAAGAUGUAGUCCACGAUAGAAGCGCAACAAUUACAACACAGUCUGAGAGAGUACAGACAUCAAGAGUGGAAGAAUCCACACUGAUACCGAUAGAGGAGGAUAUGGACACAGCGAAGAAGGAAAUUAUUAAGGAAACAAGAAUUGUCGAGACGAGAAUAACAGAGCAAGUCGAGGAGAAGCCAGAACUACCAGUGGACAGCACGCAAGAAUCGGAAACGCAGUUAGUGAGGGAGGCUUUAAUGGACGAGCUGUAUGUCGACACUUUACCAACAUAUUACGUAUCAUACAGUGAACCAUUGAUGCUACAACAACAAAAUAUGGCGCAAGAUAUAGUACUAACGCAAGAGGAUCUACUCACUGCCAAAGAGUCACGGACACAUAGGGAGAUCAUUAGGGAGACGAGAAGGAUUGAGACCAUUACAGUGGAAAGGAUAAUAGAGGAUGCAGAAGCAGCUAAUGUCCGAACUGCUACAGAAGAGUCCAAAACAGCUACAGAAAGCCGCAGCGGCACCGUCAAAGAAUCCCACACGAUAGAGACACACGUAAGAGAAGAGGUGAUGAACGAAGAGCCUCACCCGGUGUCGGCUGACAUGAUCACUGCAAAACGGGAAAUCAUUCAGCCUGUGUCUGAAGUUGUUGAUGUUGAGAUGUCCACAGCAAGGGCUCGCUCACCGUUCGAGAUGUCUACUGCGAGAAGCCGUUCACCAUCUACAGCGAGAAUACGCUCACCGUUCGAGGAGAUGUCCACUGCGAAGGCAUCACGUGUGACAGAAGAGAUGUCGACUGCAAGAGCAACACCCCGCUCGCCAUUUGAAGUUUUAUCGACGGCAAAGUAUCGUUCACCAUCAUCAGCAAGAAUUCGUUCGCCAUUCGAGGACAUGUCCACUGCCAGAGCAACACGUAUAACCGACGAGAUAGACAUGUCCACUGCCAGAGCAUCACGUGCGGCCACUGAUGAGUUGUCUACAGCAAAAGGCUCAAGACGCGUUAUCAGGGAAACAAGAACAAUUGAGACACAUAUCGUCGAAAGAAUUGUUGACGGUGACCUCAAAACGGCGAAGCAGUCUACUUCAGCCAUAUCUACUGAAGGUGAAACAACGAAGACCGUGGAUAGAGCUACUUCUGUUUCUGAAAGUCAAAGCAGUUUCAAGACCGCUGAAAAGCAACCUUAUGAAGUUGAGGGUUUGAACACAGCACGACUGGAUUCGUACAGGACAGAACCCGCACUUCUUACAACAGCGAGAAAAUACUCGUCUAGAACUGGUGAAUCAAGCCAAACGGCUGGAGCUACCUCUGUUUCUGACUAUCUAAGCAGCUUGAAAACUGCUGAACAGCGUACAGCCGAAUCAGAAGGUUUGAGGACUGCGGAAAGAUUCUCCUCUUUAACUGCAGACCAAGCUAUGAGAACUGCAAGAGAAUCACUUGAGGAUGGUGCGAUUGUAUCUGGAGGAACAGAUGCGGUAGUAAAGGUCGGAGAAACCGUGGAUGUUAUAGAGAGAUACAUUCCUGCUGACGAGGUACGCACCGCUACCAUGGCUACCACUUCGAUGAGGACCCCCGGUGGCAGGAAGAAGAAGACUAUUGUGGAAAGAGAGAUCAUCGAAAGGCGCCAGAUCGAACGAAUUGAGACUGAUGAGGAAGAAGGUGAAACUGGAGAAUCGCAAAGCAAAGUAACAAGCGAGCUAACUUCGGGAUCCGCGAGGCGUACAACUCGGACUCCAGUGGAUAAGGAAGUCAUCGAAAGACGAGAAGUACGAAGAAUUGCACUUGAUGAUGAUGACCGUCAAUCCAUGCAAGCAGUAGACAGUCGGCGCCGCGAGGAACUCAUACCAUUGGCAGCAGGUCUCGAUCCGGUACCACCGUUAGGUGCAUAUACUAGUGCUGAUCGGGAAACUCAACUACGUCAGGAGGGCUACUUCGAUAACAAAAAUACGGAUCCAGGAUACUACGCUCCUACGGGUAUUCAAAUUGCUGAAGACAUGACUGAGGAACCAAAUCUUCGUACUGCCAAAGAAGCAUUUUUCACGGCCGCUGCUCCUACAGAAUAUUCGGCUAAAUCACCAACGCCAAACUUGAUCUUUGGUCCCACCGACCAGAGUGCUGACACGAAGGCUGACGACACUGCUGGUUUGGAAGCACAGGCUACACAAAUUGACCGCUAUCGUUACCGUUUUGUUAAACCAAUGGUUGUGCUGGCAGAUAUUAAUGGAAAAGUUUACCGACUAACUACGCAUUACACAAUUGAGACCGAUCGACCAAAUCUUGACUUCAAACCGUUGACUAUCAAAUUUGAUGGGCAGCUACUAUGGGAAAAAUGCGCUGAAUUAUCACAAAAGAUAGAUCUUGACUCGGUAACAAGUUGCUCUACCGGUCAUGGUACAGUCACAGAGAAAACCCCAAUACAGUCGGGUUGAAGAAGUUUGAUGGUACGAUAGAGAAUGCAGUUUUUAUUCAGCUUGCACGUACUUAUCCGAUUUCUGUGAAUAAAGUUUAUUACCGGUGCAGCGCAUAAAGUUUUGAAAAUGC
Messenger RNA from Cylicocyclus nassatus, 7457 nucleotides. The record is from the annotation of a GenBank genome assembly. Lineage: Eukaryota; Metazoa; Nematoda; Chromadorea; Rhabditida; Strongylidae.